AUGCGCCGGCUUGCUGCCGACCAUGCCGCUUUGCACCGCAAUCUUCCGCCGUACUACCUGCAGCCCUCGGACGGCGAUGACCUGUCACAGCUUACCAUCCUCCUCGCUGGCCCGCCUGGCACGCCCUUCGCUCAAGGAUUAUGGAAGCUCCACCUCAAAAUGCCCGAUGACUACCCAAAGAGUCCCCCAAAGGCAACUUUCAUGACGAGGAUAUGGCACCCGAAUAUGGAAGAGUUGACCGGGUCUGUCUGUGUCGACACUCUGAAGCGGGAUUGGCAAUCUAACCUAACACUUCGUGAUGUUCUGGUCACCAUCUCCUGCCUACUCAUCUACCCCAACCCAGACUCUGCCCUCAAUGCCUCCGCAGGAGCCCUCAUGCAAGAGGACUAUGGAGCUUUUGCAGAGCAAGCCAAGCUUAUGACGUCCAUCCACGCUCCAAUCCCCUUCGAUCUUAAAUCCGCAGUCACCGAAGCGAAGCUUCGAGGUGAAGAGCCGGGUGCUACUCUCAAUGAACAAGAAGAUGAAACAACCAACCAACCCGCACAAACCGGUAGACGCACCCGCGCCGCAUCAAAAAAGACCACUCGCAAAGCAUCGGAGAUCCCACCCCAGACUUUCCACCAACCCACGCCGCCGAUGUCUGAUCCCAUGAGCGAAGAUGAAAACGACCCCGACAGCGCAAGCAAAGAGAACAACCCAUCACUAUCGCCAUCCCCAGUCUCCCUGGUCCCACCAAGCCCCCGCAAAACAGCACUGGGCAAGCGCCCACUCUCUGUCCUCUCAAUUCCCUACCCAGAAGAAGACAGUGACAUGAUGCUCAUUGACGAAGACCCCACCGACACCCAAAUGACCGCAAACGAGCGCAACAUCUCAGCAAACACCCGCUCACGAACCUCCUCCCCUCUCCGCAAAACUCCUAAACUAUCCAUGCUCUGCGACGGGGUGAACGGCCUCGGUCGUUUCCGCGACGAAAUGCCCAUUUACGAAGACGUCCCCCAACUACCAAUGGCAGACCCCUUCCGGCGCCUCAGCGGCGACGGCAAAGAAAACCAUGUCUCCGCCACGCGCAAAGAAAAGCGCCAUCAAAGUCCUUCAAAGACACUCGGAACAACGCCUCUUUCCCCAGCCCAUUCGCAACCGCCCACCCCACAUCUCUCUUCCAUUCCAGACUUUUCAUCCAAAGUCCCAAAGAAGAGAUCGAUGGGCGUGCACAAACGUUCCGCCUCCAAGCCAAAGCCACGCAUUGGAAUCCGUCGUCUUUAG
Penicillium olsonii is the source of this 1263-nucleotide messenger RNA. NCBI's taxonomy places the organism in Eukaryota, Fungi, Ascomycota, Eurotiomycetes, Eurotiales, Aspergillaceae. The record is from the annotation of a GenBank genome assembly.